Messenger RNA from Dovyalis caffra, 1395 nucleotides. The record is from the annotation of a GenBank genome assembly. Lineage: Eukaryota; Viridiplantae; Streptophyta; Magnoliopsida; Malpighiales; Salicaceae.
AUGGAUCAUGGAAUUAAUGAGUCUGAACCCAAUCUGAGUGGAUCGUUUGGUCAGACAAGCAGUGUAGGCUCUUCAGUUAGGAGACAUUCUUUAAGUUUAUCACGCAGCAUAUCCUUCCAGGUAGAUGACGAUAUUGAAAGUGAAAAUGUGUCAGAGGCAGGUGAUAUUGGUGACAGGGCUCUUCACAGCAAAAGGCAUAGUGAAAGUGGCAAAAUCAGGUUAUCCGUUGACAACGGAUUAGAAAAUGGUAUGGUGGUUCCCGUUUCAGAGGACAAUUAUUGGACUCAUGAUUCCACGGCUUUGAAUACAAGAUCCCCAGUGUCACCUUUGCCGGAAGAAAUCAUAUCUCCUAUCUCAACUGAUGCAAUGAUCUGCUCCGAGGAAAAACAAGAAGACAAAGAGAAAAAAUUUGCGUUGCCACCAUUACUCGAGUAUACGUCCUGUCUUUUGUAUCUUGCAGUUUUUGGAAUUCUUGGGGUUUUAACAAGGUACUUAUUACAGAAACUCUUUGGCCCUGGUGUUGCUGGCGUGACAAGUGACAACCACCCGCUAUACCUUGACCUACCUUCCAAUAUGGUUGGUUCGUUCUUGAUGGGAUGGUGGGGUGUUGUUUUCAAAGGAGAUAUAUCCAGAGUGUCUGGUCAUUUGGCCAUUGGAUUAACAACCGGUUACUUGGGAAGUCUCACAACUUUCAGCGGUUGGAAUCAGAAAAUGCUUGAUCUCAGUGGUGAUGGCCAUUGGGUGUUUUCUUUUGUUGGAUUUCUCAUAGGGUUAUUCCUUGCAGCCUACUCCAUAAAAUUCGGUGUUGGUACGGCCAAAUGUUUCAAGUCAUUUCUCCACAGGUCAAACAGAAGUGCAGAAUUAGCCAGCUGGAGGUUGGACAGCCGCAAUCAACAUUUGGCAGUUACGGUGGUAUUGCUGGUAAUGCUAUGCCUUUUAUGGAGUUUGAGUGGAGCACUGCUAAAGAAGGAGUAUAACCACGACAGCAGUGGGGCUCAGCUAUGGCUGGGUUGCAUAGUUGCACCUCUAGGGGUGUGGAUCAGGUGGUUCUUAGCACGGCUCAAUGGGCGUGGGUUAGGAAAGGCAGGUUCUCUGAAAUGGGUUCCAUUUGGAACUCUUAUUGCCAAUGUUUCUGCAGCGUGCAUCAUGGCAGCACUGUCUACUGUGAAGAAAGCGGUGCAUACCAAAACCUGUGAUACCAUUUCAACAGGCAUACAGUUCGGAUUAUUGGGCUGUCUGAGUACUGUUUCCACUUUCAUUGCUGAGUACAAUGCGAUGGAAGAAAGCCAGAAAAACUGGAGAGCUUAUGUAUAUGCCCUAAUGACAAUAGUUGUCUCAUUUGGCAUGGGGAUUCUGAUAUACUCUGUACCUGUCUGGACCAGGGGAUACAAAUAG